GGACGAGCCACACCUCCUCUCUCUUCCCGGGGCUGCGUUUAGAUUCGCCGGAACACCGUGUUCCCGACUUCUGCUUCCGGGUUGGAGCAAUGGCUGUGGCAAAUUCUAGCCCUGUCAACCCUGUAGUGUUCUUUGAUGUCAGCAUUGGUGGUCAGGAAGUUGGCCGCAUGAAGAUAGAGCUCUUUGCAGACGUUGUGCCUAAAACAGCGGAGAACUUUAGGCAAUUCUGCACUGGAGAAUUCAGAAAAGAUGGGGUUCCAAUAGGAUACAAAGGGAGCACCUUCCAUAGGGUUAUAAAGGAUUUCAUGAUUCAGGGUGGCGAUUUUGUUAAUGGUGAUGGUACUGGAGUCGCCAGUAUUUACCGGGGGCCAUUUGCAGAUGAAAAUUUUAAACUUAGGCACUCUGCUCCAGGCCUGCUGUCCAUGGCAAACAGUGGUCCUAGUACAAAUGGCUGUCAGUUCUUUAUCACCUGCUCUAAGUGCGAUUGGCUGGAUGGAAAGCAUGUAGUGUUUGGAAAAAUCAUUGAUGGACUUCUAGUGAUGAGAAAGAUUGAGAAUGUUCCCACAGGCCCCAACAAUAAGCCUAAGCUGCCUGUGGUGAUCUCACAGUGUGGGGAAAUGUAGUUCAGACCAAGAAUGAACCAGACAGGGUCGUGCUGUUGCCCAGGGAGUGCAGUGGCACCAUCAUAGCUCACUGCAACCUUAAAUUCCUAGGCUCGUGCGAUCUGCCACCUCAGCCUCCUGAGUAGCUGGGACUACAGUGUUUACCACCACGCCUGGCUAAUUUUUCUGUUUUUUGUAGAGAUGAGGUCUUGCUAUGUUGCUUUCAGUUUGGUGUCAAGUAAUCUGGCCUCAAGUGAUCCUCCCUCAUUGGCCCCCCAAAGUGCUGUGAUUAUAGGCAUGAACCACUGUGUCCAGAGGUCUUUACUACUUCAGAUCAUAAUGUUUUCUAUGUUUUUUCUAAUAUUUCUUAUAGUUUUAUUUCUAUACUUAUAAAGUUAUAUAGAACCUGUUUUUCUAUGUGAUGUUAAGAUGAGACUGUUGUCCUUUUUCCAAAUGGCAAUCUAGUUAAGUAUCAGAUGAUCUCAAUGACUGCACACACCCUAAUUAUGACUUACUCUGUGUUGAGAAUAUCUGGCACUUACAGGCAUUCAAUAAAAAUUUAUGAUAUGAAUUAGUAGAAUGUCAGGCAUUUUAGCCUGUGAAGUGUGAGCAAAUGCUGAGGCAGGAAUGCACAAGUGUGUGCUGGGAACUGCAUGUGGACUUUUCUUGUCCAGCCAGAUAGUCCCUCCCCAGGCCCGCGUGACACCUAAGCUUUUUUAAAAACAAUAGAAAUUCUUUAUAUUUGGGACGUCUUUUCUGUACUUUUCAGAGUUGUUUACAGAAAGUUACAGAAGUCCUUGUUGGAGGCUUUAUUUCUCGGGUGGGAUUGUCAACCCUUGCCUCCUCCCGCACUAUUAGCAAAAGUUACGUGAACUUCUCCCCCAAGAAAGCCCCUCUUCUCAUCCUGCAAUUCAAACAAAACAGAUUCCUCAGGUGACCAUUUUACAUUUCAGAGGCUCCCUACACCAGGACUGUCCAACAAUAGUCCUUUGAUGAUGGAAAUUCUACAUUUCCACUGUCCAGUACUGUAGCCACAAGCCACCUGUGGCCGUUGAGCACUUGAAAUAUGGCUGGUACAAGGGAAGAACUGAAUUUUUAUUUUUAUUUUUUUGAGACAAGAGUCUCACUCUUGUCACCCUGGGCAGAAUGCCAUGGCAUUAUAUCUCAUAGCAACCUCAAACUUUUGGGCUCAAGAGAUCCUCUUGCCUCAGUGUCCUGAGUACCUGAGACUAUAGGUGCCUGCCAUAACACCAGGCUAGUUUUUUUCUAUUUUUAGUAGAGAAUGGGUCUCACUCUUGCUCAGGCUGGUCUUAAACUCCUGAGCUCAGGCAAUCCACCUGCUUCAGCCUCCCAGGGUGCUAGGAUUACAGGCAUAAUCACCACCAUGCCCAGCCAAGGACCAAAUUUUUAAUUUUAUUAAAAUUAAAUUUAAGGAGCCACACGUGGCUAGUGGCUACUGUAUUGGAUAAUGAGCUCUAAACUUAAGUACCCCCAAUUCAUUCUCCUUACCCUGACUUGCUCAGAAUUGCAAGACAUGACAAAUAUUUAGUGACACCGUAAUAAAAGCAGUUAUCAUUUAUUGGCUACUUCUUAUGCCAAAUAUUGAGUUAAAGAACUUUAUUUAAACUAUAUCAUUUUACUUUACCAGAAAUUGCUGUCAUAGAGUCGGAACCUAUAAGAGUGUGCAACUUUUUUUCUUCUCUGCUAUACAUUAAAAGAAUUGUUGUCUUGGACUACACAUUAAAUACACAAACACAAACACUGAUGAUCAUAAAAAGGGUACAUGCAUAAGUUUUGAGAUAUCUGACACCACAGAGAAGCAAAACAGUCCUCACAUAAUCCAACUGCUGACUGUAGGUUGGACACUCCUGUUAAGUGUUAAAAAAUCUGGAUAGCAGUCUGGUAUAAAUGGGUUUUGAAGGUAGGUCCCUAUUUUGGGCUUCUGAAUAAUGUAAUUUGGGAAAAUAAGGAAAGAGGAGAUUAAUUAUCAAGGGAAUAGGGGUCUGGAGGGCGGGAGAUGGUAUUUUUUCCCAAACACCAACUUGACCCAGAAGGGAAAGUGGUAUUACCCAUCAUUUUUCUUCCUAGCAUUAAAGUUAUGGGCAUCUCUAGUGUUAUGGGAGUGUUUCAUAUCCUUCAGUAUUUUGGGAGAGUAGGAUUAUAGUUGACAGCCACUGUACAUUAUGGUUUUAAGCCCUUUUGAACAGUUUCUCAUACUUUAAUGUGCAUAUGACUCUCCAGGAGAUCUUGUUAAAAUGCUGGUUCUGAUUCAGUGGGUCAGGGUGGAAGCUGAGAUUUUUUUUUUUUUUUUUUUUGAGACAGCGUUUACAGCUGUUUCCCUGGGUAGAGUGCUAUGGUGUCACAGCUCACAGCAACCUCAAACUCUUGGGCUUAAGAGACUCUCUCACUUCUGCCUCCCGAGUAGCUGGGACUAUAGGCACAUGCCACAAUGCCCGGCUAUUUUUUUGUUGCAGUUGUUUUAGCUGGCCUCGGCCUGGCUGGAACCCACCAGCCUUGGUGUAUGUGGCCGGCCCCCUACCCACUGAGCUACAGGUGCCACCAGAUUUUUCUUUUUUUUUUUUUUUUGGAUUUUGGCCGGGGCUGGGUUUGAACCUGCCACCUCUGGCAUAUGGGACUGGCACCCUACUCAGUGAGCCACAGGAGCCACCAGCCACCAGAUUUUUCAUUUCAAAUUAGAUCCCAGGUGAUGCUAUUGCUGACUUUAAGAAGCAGAGAUAUAGGGAAUGUUUUUCAAUCUUUCUUAUCUCACAGCACACUUGAACCUGUAGUUAAACUUCUGCAGCACACUUAAAUUACGUUGAUCUAUAAAAAGAAUAUACUUACUGUGCUUUGAAUUUCUUUUGAAAAUAAAUUAAUGAUCUUUAAAAUUUUUCACAGGGCUCAGUGCCCCUAGCUCAAGCAGCUAAGGUACCAGCCACAUACACCAGAGCUAGCAGGUUCGAAUCCAGCCUGGGCCUGCCAAACAACAAUGACAAUGAUAACCAAAAAAUAGCCGGGCCUUGUGGUGGGGCCUGAGGCAAGAGAAUUGCUUAAGCCCAGGAGUUUGAGGUUGCUGUGAGCUGUGAUGCCACGGCACUCUACCAAGGACAACAAGUUUAGACUCUGUCUC
Nycticebus coucang (slow loris) is the source of this 3732-nucleotide messenger RNA. RefSeq names its product peptidylprolyl isomerase H (gene PPIH). Gene Ontology annotation, cellular component: intracellular membrane-bounded organelle. The coding region runs from base 90 to 623 and encodes 177 amino acids. NCBI's taxonomy places the organism in Eukaryota, Metazoa, Chordata, Mammalia, Primates, Lorisidae. The record is from RefSeq and is a predicted model, not a curated record. Gene Ontology annotation, molecular function: peptidyl-prolyl cis-trans isomerase activity. The transcript is spliced from 10 exons. Gene Ontology annotation, biological process: protein peptidyl-prolyl isomerization; protein folding.